Messenger RNA from Orbicella faveolata, 5079 nucleotides. RefSeq names its product cysteine-rich motor neuron 1 protein-like. The record is from RefSeq and is a predicted model, not a curated record. NCBI's taxonomy places the organism in Eukaryota, Metazoa, Cnidaria, Anthozoa, Scleractinia, Merulinidae. Gene Ontology annotation, molecular function: serine-type endopeptidase inhibitor activity; protein binding. Gene Ontology annotation, cellular component: plasma membrane; extracellular region.
CCACUUAAACUCCUGACUCAUGAUGGACAUGCCAAAAUGCAGACCUUUCAGGUUGUUCAGACUGUGCAGACCAAACUUUCCUUCUUUGAACUAGUUGUCAUAUUUACUUGUACAUUGUAACCAGUCCUUCUGUUUCUGGUUCAUACAUGUUGUUAGACUUGUUGUUUGAUAGAGUUCAUUUUAUCUGGAUGCUUCCUAUAUCCAAUUAAAUUUGUCUUGUUGAUGGCACUUAAAGGACACAAAAUGAAAGUCAUAUUUCUCUACAACUUAUGCCAUUUUUCUGGAUUUCAAAAGGGUGAGAUUUAGAAUUUGUUUUGCUGUUUUUCUGGUGUGUUUUGUGCUAGUCAAUUUUCUCCUCUUUAUGUCGAGAUAUAAAUGAUGUACGACCCAUGGAUUCGAAACUCAGUGCAGUGGCAUCAAAAUUGGCACUCUUUGCAGUCUAUCUAUUUUCCAAGUUCAGUGGCUGAUAACUCUUUUGGUUGGAAGUGCUUGCAAAUUUUGUGGCUGAAGCUUUGUAACGAAUGGUUGCUGUUCUGAAAAGGAGUUCUUGUCAUCAUUUGUGUUUGACUAAACUAUGGAUUAAUGCCAGCUUGUUACUUUGAUGGGUUACUCAUAUUUUACUUCAAAAGUGCCUUGAUGAUCAGCCCAGUCACAAUCUCCAGAGCUGUUUGUGAAAAUCGUUAUUUUCCAAGUGACCCUUGAGUGGUUCUUUUCAGAACUUGAACUCUCUCUAGACUCUUCCAUGGCAGAGAAGGCUCAGCAACUCUGAAACAACCUAGUUGUCUCUAACACUACCAUUUGCCUAGUUGUCUCUGCCAUUUGCCUUUGUCUAUUCUGUCUGAAAAGUGGCAAGUCAUCAAAAAACAAUAACCUUGAUUGGCCCAGAAGCUCUGACUUGGAUAAUGCAUGGAGAAAUCAUGAUUACUAUGGCUCUUUUGCAGUUCCAUGCUAGUAUGUUAUAGUCACUAACAGCGGUUCUUUUCCAACUCCCCUCACGCAGACGAUCACCCUAGAGGAACCACUGAUACUCAUGGAUUCAAACCGUUUACAAAAUAAUAUAUUAUAAAUCUUCCCACAUCAGAAGAACAGUUCAGGGCUUCUGCAGCUGGUGCCUUUUAUUUUCUGACUGUUGACUUCAAACUCUUCUGAUUGCUGUUGUUGAGAAUAGUGAAAAACUUCUGGGAGUUUAACUUUUCAUUUUGCAAUGCUUUUAGAAUCUCUAAGUAGUCUAAGAAAAACAGGCCGCUCUUUUAUUUUCAAAGCAUCUGCUUCACUAAGAUAAACCAGAGGUACACAUAUCAAAGAUAGUGUCCUGUUGGUCUUAAUAAAGAGUUUGCUGUUCCACCCAUCAAAGGACGAAGUGUCAUGGGUACAUUUUUCAGUGGCUAGCUAAUAAAGAGGCCACCACCAGUGGUGACAGAGUUAACAAGACCAUUACAUUUGUCAUUUCCCUUGACACUGGUUACAGAGAAUUAUGUUUGUGGAACUCAGAGCCACAUAAAAUUUAUGGUAAAUUUUAUGUCAAUCAGUGUUCAUGUUCAAACAAUUUUAAGCCCAUGUUUCCACAAAUAUUGCAGUGAGAUAUUUGCAAACAGGCCUACUGUUGGAAAAAUUGGCUAUUUAAAAUAUAUGGUAUGUAUUUGAUGACAAAAUAUCUAUAUCGUACCUCUAAAUUGUUCUCCAAGCAAAUAGCAUCUGCAAUAUAUGUUCCAGAUUUCCUCCCUUGCAAAAACCAACACUCCAAAUGCUAAUCCAAUCCUGAUGCACUAAUACUGUAUAACAAGUCAUGGACUGCUCACCUGGGAAUUGAGGGCAAAUAAAUUACCUUUAAAUUUACAUUAAAAAUGAACCUGAAACCAGAUGAAGUGAAAACAAAAGUACUCUGUCAGUCUGCAUGUACAGUCUGCAGGUUCUGCAUUUUGGAUGAGCUAACAUGCCUAGAUUUUAGAUUCAGUGGCUGGCCUGUUAUUACUUGUUAUCCAAAAUGUAUGCUUUAUACAUUAAAUAAAAUAGUGUUUUGAGACAGGUUAUGCUAUGAUAUUCUACUGAUUGAUGUCUUAAGAAGUACCAAAACUUGUUUUGCUGUUGUCACAUUGAAGUCAUGAACCAUAAACUGAAAAACAUUGUAAUAAAUAUUAGCAUUGCAUCAUUUUAUAAAGGAUACUGCUGGAAACAUCUGUUUGUCCUAGACUUUGUUUUUGCCAGUUUGUAUUUGUACACACUCAGGAUAAAAUUUUAUGAUCAAAGUUUGAGUGACAGGUUUGAGGUAUCAUUUAAUUUUGACUUUCACCAUCAUCAAGAUGAGAGUUUUCCUUCCAUGUUAAGUGGAAAGACUAAACUAGCUAGGUAAGCAUUAUUUUCUGUCAGCGGUUUGCAUCAUUAAUAUGCUCUAUUUAAUUUCCAAAAUUAAAGGUUUGAUUAAUCAGAAUUGCACACUUAUGGUCACACAUUGGCAUAUGAAAAAGUUGUGGUCACACAUUGGCAUAUGAAAAAGAUAGAGUACACACAGUUUGUUAACUUUAUAAAACUCAGAUCUUGAAACUCAAACUUGUAAAAUGAAAAAACUCAGAAUGCUUAAGUAUUGAAGUGUUGUAUACACAGUUCCAGGAUUUCACCCAAAGUUGGACUAUUGUACUUAUCUAUAAUAUUGUCAAAUAUGUCUGGACUAAAUUAAGUAAAACUAUCAAUUUAGAACAAAAUAAUCCAAGACGAGACUUAAACUACAAUUAUGAUCAGUGAGUCAUGUUUGACACUAAGAAAAUUAUGCACAAACAAGUCAAUCUGCAUUUUAGCUUGUUAAUAUAACCUUGCCUGGUUAUACACUAAGUGAGAUCUGUCUUCUUGUAGGGAUUCGUAACCUAAUUACAUAGUAAUAAUUUUGUAAGCUGGCUAGCACUUGGAUCACAAUCUAUUUUGACAGGUUACAACAAUCAACCUGUUAUGCUUCAAUCUGUUUUCCAAGAAUGAUUGCUUUUACUAUGAUUAAAAAUAAUAUAAAAUAAAGAGUAUGGUUUUAUUGUCUAACAAGAAGAUGUAUCGGUUAAGACAAGGAAAUUUUUAACUGCCAGCUUAAACAGCUUGAUCUCUUUGUUUCUGUUUAUGAUUGAGAGAAAAUUUUCAGUUGUGUAGUGUUCUAUUAGGACUUGUGUACAUGUGCACUGUGCAUUCAUAAAAAUUAUAUGUAACAUUAGAAAUAUUGGCUAGGAUAAUGAUUACCAAUCUCAUUUAUUUUAUUUUCUAUCAAAUUAUGUGUGUAUCAACUCCUGUUUUACAGGACUGACAGCAGUAAAUGCUUACAUUCACAAAAACCAAGAAACUAUCACAAACUUGGAAGCUACAGUAACUGCAAAGGAUGUUCAAACUCCAAUUUUUUUACCUAAGAGUAGUUUCUUUUUCUUACCCCAACAGUUCCUUCACUGUCAACAACUUCAGUCUAUAGCUUGCCAUCUUCCAACACUUCCCCAGUUACCUCAGCUGUGAUGUUCAGAUGCCGCUGCUCAAACUGUUCAGGUUCAGAUAGUUGUACCACAGUGGUGGGCUGCUUCACUAUCAACAAUUACACAACUGGACGUACAAAAGUAACAGAAAAAGGAUGUUUCGCUAGCUCAGAGGUGUACAGAGUACAGUGCACUAAUAGUACACAGAGGCUGGCAUGCUGUAAACAGGACAUGUGCAAUGACUUCCCAAUCUCUGAUGAAGGCAAUGAACAGAAGCAAGUGAAGACACCAACAACUUUGCCAACAAGAAGGCCUCACAUAGCAAAAUGUCAUGAUUCACCAAGCAACAAGUUUUAUGGUGAGGCAGAAUCUUGGGAGCCAAAUGACUGUACGGUCUGCAUUUGUCGUAAUGGCACCCCUGAGUGCUUGGCUACAGUAUGUCGUCACCCAGACUGUAAAGAACCUUUGUAUAUUAAGGGCCAGUGCUGUCCUGUUUGCCCAUUGGGUGACUCAAGCACCUCGGGGCAUAAUGAAGCAGAUGUCAUCAAAGCUUUUGCAGAGAAUAAACUGGACACUGUGUUAGUGAGCAUUAAUCAUGGACAGAAGCGAGAUGUGUGCCGGGACAUUCGUUCAGGACAGUAUUACCUGGUGGGUCAGAGUUGGCAGUUGGACCAGUGUACAACGUGUUAUUGUGGUAAAAGUGGCAAGGCAGCUUGUGCAGUGCAGAUGUGUGAAAGAGAUCCUCAGUGUAAGGAUCUCCUUCAUGACAAUAAUCACUGCUGUCCAAAGUGCAGGGAUGAGAAUGUCGUGAAGUCAACCAGCAAAUGUUAUGACACAGUGACAGAGAAGUAUUACAGAGAGGCUGAACUGUGGCAAAGAGAUGAGUGUACCUCUUGUUAUUGUGGAAGUGAUCGCAAACCAGAAUGCACCGAGACUGCUUGCCCACCAUUGUUUUGUGAAGCACCGUUGAAGAUCAAACAAAGAUGUUGUCCUGUUUGUCCAGAUACCAUUCAACAAGGUUGUAUGUAUGAUGGACAAAAGUUUCUACAUGGUGACUUCAAACUUCUGUUGGAUCAGUGCACAUUGUGUAAUUGUGAUAAUGGCGAUUGGCACUGUACAAGGGACAGCUGUUUGGGCUCAGAGGUACAUGAAGAUAGACGGCCGAGUUAAACUUGUGGGUCUGAGAAAGAACAAGACAGUCAAAACAGGAAAGUCCAGACAGGGCUGUUAAGUGCCAAGGAAUAUCCAAUAUUUCAUCCUAAAAUAAAACUGAUGAUCAUUUUACAUUGAAGUUGAUUUUGUAUAUUAUGUUAACCACUGUUAAGUGGAAAGCAAACUCUGUAUAUUAAAUGCACAGUGAAGCAUCAGUGUAUAUAGGCACUUAGAUAACAUUUGUCAGGCUGUCAAGUUGCAACUUCUGCCUUAUCUAGAUUUUGAUGAAUUUCAAAUUUCUCAAGAAUCAAAGACAGUAUCAGUGACAGGAAAGGAAGACGUUAUUUUAUUCGAAACCAUAGAGCAAAUCAUGGACAAGUGAUAGUACUUACUCGAGAGAGAAUGAAGGGUAAGAGAAUAGACCAAUUUCGAUAUAUUAAAAUUCAGCCUAAAACAAUAGACCUCAGUGCGAGGCUCUGGGGAAUAAUUA